AUGCCGCUUAUACGUGUAGAAGAUAACUGGUCCCAGGGCGUUUACCACCUGACUCGGAUCCCCUGUCGCAGUGACGUGACCAAAGGAGUCUACUGCCUUCAGUACGACGCUCACAAGAUAGUUAGCGGUCUCCGGGACGAUACUAUCAAAGUAUGGCGUCGGCGACAGCCACCACCACCACCAUCCUCUUUGAAAGUGACCUCUCUACUAUAUGGGGAAGCUUGCUCGGUUCGACGACCCUGUCCCCAGCGGUCGCGCGGUGAGCCAGGUCAGGUCAAUGGGCUUGUCGAACCGUUCUGCGAGGUCGCUGAUGCGCCGGUUGCCGCAGCUCUAUCAUCUUCGUCUUCGCACAGCCGGCAAUUAAUGGGGGUGUCCUCGAGACAGCGUCAACGCUCCAGCCAACAUGACGUCAGGAAGGGCAAUUCAGAAGAGGAGGAGGAAGAAGAAGAGGAGGAGGUAGAAGAGGCGGGAGUAGAAGCUGGGCCAGAUGCCGAAGAAGUAGAGGAUGCCGCCGAACUUGCCUGUGGCGAGGAGCUGGUAGACCUUGUCGAUUCUCCAUCGCGUUACAGCCAUCAGUGGCAGCGACGACAGCCUCGACAACAGCGGCCGCGCCAACAUCGACAGCAGCGACUUGAUGCCGGCGUGGUCGGACAAAUGAAUAUGCCAGAUUUUGCUCAACAGCCAGGUGGCUAUGGUGAUGGAGGAAUUGUGGACAGGAACUGCAAUGCGGCUGCCGCUCCUGAAUCUGGAGCUGAUUGCGGUGAGGGUAUGAUGGAGAUUGCUGCUGAUCAGCAGCAACAACAAGCCUACCCCCAAGCAGCUGCUGCGGAGGCUGCAGUGGCUGCAGGAGACUCCUCUGCGGCUGCUGCAGCCAAUGCUGAUACAUAUGAAUGCACUCAGGUAAGCCACAUAAUUCGUAAAUUUUAG
Molecule: messenger RNA, 927 nt
Organism: Protopolystoma xenopodis
Lineage: Eukaryota; Metazoa; Platyhelminthes; Monogenea; Polystomatidea; Polystomatidae
Source: the annotation of a GenBank genome assembly